Messenger RNA from Callorhinus ursinus (northern fur seal), 1211 nucleotides. Lineage: Eukaryota; Metazoa; Chordata; Mammalia; Carnivora; Otariidae. The record is from RefSeq and is a predicted model, not a curated record.
CCCGGGCAGGUUGGCCGUAGGACUCACGUCCUCGCCGGCCGGUGCUCCCGCUCGGACGCUGUUGCGCCGGCCUCCGCGCGGUAAACGGAUGCGCCCCCCGGUGCGCCGUCCCGGCCCCGGGAUGGGCCCCAAACUCGCAGACUCCGUGGACGAGCUCCGCGCCGCCGGCAACCAGAGCUUCCGCAACGGCCAGUUCGCCGAGGCCACGGUGCUCUACAGCCGCGCGCUGCGGACGCUGCAGGCGCAAGGUGGUUCGAACCCCAAAGAAGAAAGUAUCCUCUUCGCCAACCGCGCAGCCUGCCACUUGAAGGAUGGCAACUGCAGGGACUGCAUCAAAGACUGCACUGCAGCACUGGCCCUGAUGCCCUUCAGCAUGAAGCCCCUGCUGCGGCGGGCAUCGGCCUACGAGGCCCUGGAGAAGUACCCGCUGGCCUAUGUGGACUACAAGACGGUGCUGCAGAUUGAUGACAGUGUGGCGUCGGCCCUGGAAGGCAUCAACCGAAUGACCAGAGCCCUCAUGGACUCGCUGGGGCCCGAGUGGCGCCUGAAGCUGCCCUCUAUCCCCUUGGUGCCUGUCACAGCUCAGAAGAGGUGGGAUUCCGUGCCUUUGGAGUACCACAAAGAGAUGGCUAAGAGAAAAUUCAGAGAAACCACAACUUCCAAGAGCAGAGCGUCUUCUGCUGGGGAUGUGGAGAGAGCCAGAGUUCUGAAGGAAGAAGGCAAUGAGCUUGUAAAGAAGGGAAACCAUAAGAAAGCUAUUGAGAAGUACAGUGAAAGCCUCUCCUUUAGUGACAUGGAGUCCGCCACAUACAGCAACAGAGCGCUCUGCCAUCUGGCCCUGAAGCAGUACAAGGCAGCAGCGAGGGACUGCACGGAAGCGCUCCGGCUGGAUGGAAAGAACGUGAAGGCCUUGUACCGACGAGCGCAAGCCUACAAGGCACUCGAGGACUACAAAUCCAGCUUUGCAGACAUCAGCAGCCUUCUGCAGCUUGAGCCCAGGAAUGGCCCUGCCCGGAAGCUGCAGCAGGAAGUUAACCAGAGUUUAAACUAAAGCCCCAGAAGGCUAGCGGGAAGCCUCUGCCCGAGCUCCCUCCUCUGUGCCUGCUCCCGGGACCCAGCAUGCCCCCGAGCAAGCUCUGAGGCCACUCAGAGGUGAUGGCUUCCCACCCCUUAGGAGGCUUUGCUUUGUUCACAAUUAAGCUCAGAGUAGU